Malaclemys terrapin pileata is the source of this 1148-nucleotide messenger RNA. RefSeq names its product ribosomal protein lateral stalk subunit P0 (gene RPLP0). Gene Ontology annotation, cellular component: cytosolic large ribosomal subunit. Lineage: Eukaryota; Metazoa; Chordata; Testudines; Emydidae. The record is from RefSeq and is a predicted model, not a curated record. The transcript has 8 exons. Gene Ontology annotation, biological process: ribosomal large subunit assembly; ribosome biogenesis; cytoplasmic translation. The coding region runs from base 133 to 1077 and encodes 314 amino acids. Gene Ontology annotation, molecular function: large ribosomal subunit rRNA binding; structural constituent of ribosome.
CUGAUUGGCUGUGGCUCGGAGUAUAAAUGAGGAGAGGAGGCGGGCGCGCUCUCUUUUCUUUCCCGGAGCUCUCGUGGGAGGUAACAGCUUGUCUUUAAACCCUUUGUGGCAAUCCUUGGAAGCACCGUCGAGAUGCCCAGGGAAGACAGGGCUACGUGGAAGUCCAACUAUUUCCUGAAAAUCAUCCAACUCCUGGAUGAUUAUCCAAAAUGCUUCAUCGUGGGAGCAGACAAUGUAGGAUCCAAACAGAUGCAGCAGAUCCGCAUGUCCCUGCGUGGGAAGGCUGUCGUGCUGAUGGGGAAGAACACCAUGAUGCGCAAGGCUAUCCGUGGUCAUCUGGAGAAUAACCCUGCUUUGGAAAAGCUGUUGCCUCAUAUCCGUGGGAAUGUGGGCUUUGUGUUCACCAAGGAGGAUCUGACUGAGAUCAGGGACAUGCUGUUGGCUAACAAGGUGCCAGCUGCUGCUCGAGCUGGUGCCAUUGCCCCUUGUGAUGUCACCGUGCCAGCCCAGAACACUGGUUUGGGUCCCGAGAAGACCUCUUUCUUCCAGGCUUUGGGCAUCACCACGAAGAUCUCCAGGGGUACCAUUGAAAUCCUGAGUGAUGUGCAGCUGAUCAAGACUGGAGAUAAAGUGGGAGCCAGCGAAGCGACCUUGCUGAACAUGUUGAAUAUUUCCCCAUUCUCCUUUGGGCUGAUUAUCCAGCAGGUGUUUGACAACGGCAGCAUUUACAAUCCUGAAGUGCUGGACAUCACUGAGGAGACUCUGCACAGACGCUUCCUGGAAGGCGUUCGUAACGUAGCUAGUGUUUGUCUGCAAAUUGGCUACCCAACCAUCGCUUCUGUGCCUCACUCCAUCAUCAAUGGGUACAAGCGAGUCCUAGCUGUGGCUGUGGAGACUGAAUACACCUUCCCACUGGCUGAAAAGGUAAAGGCCUUCCUAGCUGACCCCUCAGCCUUUGUGGCUGCUGCCCCUGUGGCAGCUGAAACUGCAGCUCCUGCUGCUGCUCCAGCCAAAGAGGAAGUAAAGGAGGAAUCCGAGGAGUCUGACGAGGACAUGGGAUUCGGUCUCUUUGACUAACUCCUGCCACGCACUAACCAACCACUUCAUCAACUGGUUUAAUUAGAGAAAUAAAGUGCUAUUUUACACCC